AUGGCUGGAGAGAGCUCCAAGAAGGCCAAUGCCGCUGGCAAGGCGGCCGUCCCGCUCGACCUCGACGGCCACAACCUCCCGCCAUCGCCCGCGCCCAGCUCGCCCCGUAACGGCCGCAAGUAUGCCCUCAUGACGGAGCUGGUCUACACGGAGAGCAGCGACCAGUACAAUGCCAGCUCUGUGCCCAUCUACCAGUCCGCGACAUUCAAGCAGGAAUCCGCGACCGGAGGCGGCGGCGAGUACGACUACACACGCUCCGGCAACCCUACGCGAACACAUCUCGAGCGUCACCUUGCCAAGAUCAUGAACGCCAACCGCGCGCUUGUCGUCUCGUCCGGCAUGGGCGCACUCGACGUCAUCACCCGCCUCCUACGACCGGGCGACGAAGUCGUGACCGGCGACGAUCUGUACGGCGGAACAAACAGACUGCUCAAGUACCUCUCGACACAUGGCGGCAUCAUCGUGCACCACGUGGACACCACAAACCCAGAGAAAGUACGCGAAGUAGUGAGCAACAAGACGGCCAUGGUGCUCCUCGAGACGCCCACGAACCCUCUGAUAAAGAUUUGCGAUAUUCCCGCCAUUGCUAGCAUCGCCCACGCCGCGAACCCUACCGCCGUGGUCGCUGUCGACAAUACGAUGAUGUCGCCCAUGUUGCUCAACCCGCUCGAUCUCGGUUCCGAUAUCGUCUACGAGUCUGGCACAAAGUACUUGUCCGGUCACCACGAUCUCAUGGCAGGCGUCAUUGCCAUCAACGACUCCGCGCUCGGAGAUCGCCUCUUUUUCACAAUCAAUGCCUCAGGAUGUGGUCUCUCGCCGUUCGAUUCCUGGCUGCUGCUGCGUGGGAUCAAGACCCUUGGUGUCCGCAUGGAGAAGCAACAAGCAAAUGCCAUGCGUGUUGCCACAUUCCUUGAGUCUCACGGCUUCAAGGUCCGCUAUCCUGGUCUCAAGUCGCACCCACAGUACGAUUUGCACUGGAGCAUGGCACGCGGCGCUGGCGCUGUGUUGUCCUUCGAAACUGGCGAUGUCAACAUUAGUGAGCGCAUUGUAGAGAGCGCAAGGCUCUGGGGCAUCAGUGUCAGCUUUGGCUGCGUCAACUCCCUCAUCAGCAUGCCUUGCCGCAUGAGUCACGCCAGCAUUGACGAAAAGACCAGAAAGGAAAGGAACAUGCCUGAAGACAUCAUCCGAUUGUGCGUUGGCAUUGAGGAUCCUGAGGAUCUUCUUGAUGAUUUGAGCCGCGCUCUUGUACAAGCUGGUGCUGUAAACAUCACAACCGAUGGCUUCCGCGCUCUGGCAACAGAGGCCCCUGCCACGGCCCAGCCUACAGACUCUGUCCCGGCUCCAGCAGAGUCGUAG
Alternaria ethzedia is the source of this 1356-nucleotide messenger RNA. It is a transcript of the gene MET2, whose product is annotated as homoserine O- acetyltransferase. The transcript has 3 exons. The record is from RefSeq and is a predicted model, not a curated record. NCBI's taxonomy places the organism in Eukaryota, Fungi, Ascomycota, Dothideomycetes, Pleosporales, Pleosporaceae. Gene Ontology annotation, biological process: 'de novo' L-methionine biosynthetic process; transsulfuration. Gene Ontology annotation, cellular component: cytoplasm. Bases 1 to 1356 code for a protein of 451 amino acids. Gene Ontology annotation, molecular function: pyridoxal phosphate binding.